GUAACUGGACACCAUCAUGGCGGAUGAAGGCAAAGUAGUCCAAAAGGAUGUCUCUGCCCCCAAUCUUCGUCUAAACAAGUACUACUGGUUGGUCAAUACGGAGGGAUUUCCAAUCAGCUCUUCAACUUGGGAAAAAAUGUGGGAUUAUGUGAUUGUCACUCAUCCCCAGGGACACGAUGUUGCUGAGUCUAUUAGAGGGAAGACCAAUAAAAGGGUACCAUAUCCUAAUGCUCCUGUCAUACAACCAAGUGCCUCUAUACCAUCAAGUCUUUCAUCAGUACAGGAAUAUUUACAAAAAUUACAAUACAACUACACUGGGAUGCAAUUCUUUGAUGUAAAGAGAUACAAGCCUUUAUCAAGACUGAUGGAUAUGGCUAAAGAUAUGAUUAAAGAGUCUCUCCCAAUCAAAUGUCUUGAAGCUGUCAUAUUGUCCCUCUACUUGACUUCACCUUUAACUUCAUUGCAACGGUUUACCAUACGAUUUAAAUCAAGCCAUGAAGGAAGGUGCUACAGACAUGUAGUGCUAGGAGUUCAUCAAGGUGGCAUAUAUGGAUCACUGGGUCUUAGUAGAAGACUCUCACUCAUGUAUAAA
Amphimedon queenslandica is the source of this 592-nucleotide messenger RNA. RefSeq names its product vasohibin-1-like. The record is from RefSeq and is a predicted model, not a curated record. The annotation marks the transcript as partial. Gene Ontology annotation, cellular component: cytoplasm. Gene Ontology annotation, biological process: regulation of angiogenesis. Lineage: Eukaryota; Metazoa; Porifera; Demospongiae; Haplosclerida; Niphatidae. The transcript is spliced from 5 exons.